AUGGCAACCCCAUCUGCAAACAUGGUCGUUUUGGGAGUAUUUGCGUUAGCAUUAGGAUUUGGGUGCAUGGGUUUCCCAGCUUACGCACACUAUCCACACAGGCACGUCCACAUAAAGGAGCAAUGGCUAGAAGCACACGCUACAUUCUAUGGCGGCAACGAUGAAGCUGGAACUAUGGGGGGUGCCUGUGGGUAUGGCAAUUUGCCUCAGCAGGGGUACGGAAUAUACACGGCUGCACUGAGCACGGUGCUGUUCAACAAAGGGCUGAGCUGCGGAGGAUGUUACAAACUGGAGUGCAGGCAAGAGGACGACCCACAGUGGUGUCUGCCCGGAACAUCGGUGACCGUCACCGCCACCAACUUCUGCCCGCCCAACUAUGCUGAACCCAACGACGCCGGCGGGUGGUGCAACCCUCCUCUUCCACACUUCGAUCUCUCUGUUCCCGCCUUUCAACAGAUUGCCUUAUACAAGGGCGGCGUUGUUCCAGUGCGCUACACAAGGGUGGAAUGUGUGAAGAGUGGAGGAAUUCGUUUCACUAUAGCUGGAACUCAGUAUUUCCAGCUUGUGCUGGUCACCAACGUGGGAGGAGCCGGAGAUGUGGUGGCCGUGUCAGUGAAGGCCAAUCAUCCGCAGACCCACGCGAACUCCGGGUGGCAAAGCAUGUCGCGCAACUGGGGGCAGAAUUGGCAGAGCCAUUUCAACAUUUUGGGACAGACUCUGUCGUUCAGGGUGACCACCAGUGAUGGAAAGAGCGUCAUUUCGCAUAAGGCGGUUCCUGUGUCGUGGCAAUUUGGCCAGACUUUUGAAGGAAGACAAUUUCAGUAG
Messenger RNA from Cryptomeria japonica (Japanese cedar), 825 nucleotides. RefSeq names its product expansin-A2-like. The coding region runs from base 1 to 825 and encodes 274 amino acids. Gene Ontology annotation, cellular component: extracellular region. Lineage: Eukaryota; Viridiplantae; Streptophyta; Pinopsida; Cupressales; Cupressaceae. Gene Ontology annotation, biological process: plant-type cell wall organization. The transcript is spliced from 2 exons. The record is from RefSeq and is a predicted model, not a curated record.